AAUUCCAGGGAAGCUGCACUUGCAGUAGUGGCUGGAGCAAGAAGCAGUGGAAGCUGUUUGCUAUGUGUUUGUUCCCCACCCUCACCUCAGUUUCCUGGGGCCCCAGGGCUGGAAUUAGGGAGCCGCCUAGCAGGGACUGAAAACACGUCUGAGGAUCAGCAGAGGAAAAAGCAGCUUUUUCCUGCUGUCUGCAGCAGCUGUUGGGAGAGUGUGGAACAGCCUGUGGACCUGCAGGGGAGAAACCUCCCUCUGGAAAAUCCAGGUGUGAUGUUGGAGUGGCCCAUGCCUGGCCAGGCAGCACCCAGGUACAGGGUCCAGCUGCAGCAUUCUGGCACCUGCUGCUGUGAAAGAGCUUCAUGGAUGAUCCCAGCUGGAAUCCCACCUGGAGCCCUCUGGCACAGAGCCCACAGCGCCCGGGGAUGCGUCACAGCUUGUGAGGCGGGGCUGCGCUGCGUGGAGGGAUGUUGCUGGGCGGCGGAGGGAUACGGCUGCACGGUGCCGGGGGACCCCGGCGGGGGCGGCGAUGGCACGGCCGAGCUCGGGAGUGGCGCAGCCGAUCUCCGUGGCGGCGGGCGAGGAGGCGCUGGGGCCGCGGGGGACUGGCUCCGUGACUCCGGCACGGCAGAACUCAGCGGUGGCGGGCGAGGAGGCGGCGGUCAAGCCAAAUGAUCUCUAAAGAAAGGAAAAGGGAGGUCCCCGAGGCGGCUUCGGAUCUCCGCGGUCACCGACGCUGCCGAUUUUCCCGGCGCGCGCCGUUCGACGUCGAGGAGCGGCAUCCAGAAGCUGUGUCGGAGCAUCUUCCUGGCUGGAAUGUUUUGAGUAAGGGCUGCAGUCAGGGUGUAAGCUGAAGGGUGUGUGACUCUGUGUGUGUGUGACUGUGUCUGUCUGCCUGCGAGAAGAGUGCGGGCGUGGAAUGGUUCUGACCUUGUGUGUGGGAGUUUUGCCUUUCAGGCUUUUCAGCUACUUUUUAAACAUAGAGUAAAAACAACCCAGCUGCGCUGGCUGGGGAUUUUUUCCCUCCCAGCUGGGUUUUUUUAUCUGGGACCCGGCCGGUCUGUGAGGUGCCGUUCAUUGCCAGGGUUUGGGUGCCGACCGUGCCGGGGAUUUGUCAGGCGGGAUGAUUUUGGGGCUCCCGGGAACCGCGUUCCCAUGGGGUGCUCUCGAGACGAGAGCGAGGGUGGGUUUGUGUGUCAGCUGAAGGAGGUGUGUGGUGGAUGAGUGUUUUCUUCUCCGUGUGCUGCUGUUGUUUUGGGUUUCCUGGCACAAUAAAAUGUAAUGAAUUUUCCAGAAAUAGAACAAUUGUUACAUUGUACUGAUAGGGGGUUGGCUUGUGUUGCUCUGUGUUCGUGUUUGCUGCUGCACUUGCACAUAUUGCUCUGUAUGUCAAUUGGACUUUGACCAGUGUGCAUAUGGAUUGUACUUGUGCUUGUGUACAUUGUUGUUUCCACUUGCUUUGCUGAAGUGUAAAUAAAAAACCCUCAAUCAAGUUGAAUAAACCCUAAUAAAGAUACCCCCCUCCCCCCCUUUUGGUUGCUCUCUUC
This is a messenger RNA of Corvus hawaiiensis (hawaiian crow), 1541 nucleotides long. RefSeq lists its product as uncharacterized. NCBI's taxonomy places the organism in Eukaryota, Metazoa, Chordata, Aves, Passeriformes, Corvidae. The record is from RefSeq and is a predicted model, not a curated record. The coding region runs from base 268 to 669 and encodes 133 amino acids. The transcript has 6 exons.